AUGAUUUUAAUUAAUUUACAAUUUUAUUUUGUUGGGUUGUUUAGCUUUAAUAGUUUAUUGUUGUUUUCUAAUUGUUAUCCAAUUACUCAUAAUUUUGAAAAAUAUCAAUUACUUUUUGUACAAACUAUUUGGAGACACGGCGAUCGUUCUCCUAUUUACAUUUACCCGAAUGAUCCCAACAAGGAGGAUGCUUGGCCUAAUGGAUUUGGUGAGCUUACAACGAGGGGAAUGGCCCAACACUUUAAUUUGGGCAAAUUCUUGGGAAAUCGUUACAUUGAUGAAUUUCAAUUCCUUUCUCCUCACUAUCGGAGUGAAGAAAUAUUUGUUAUUUCGACUGAUACUAACAGAACAAUUCAAAGUGCAACUGCAAAUAUGAUGGGGAUGUAUGGAGGGAGAGGGCGUUGCGGGAUUGAUUACCCAAAUUUGGUUGAAUGGCCUGCACCCUUCGUUCCCAUCCCUAUUCACAGUUUUGAGUUUAUGAAGGAUCCGAUGGGAUAUGCCCGACAUCACUGCAAGAGAACUCUUGAUUUGUUUGCUUUGCUAGAGCAAACACCUGAAUACAAACAGUUAAAUCGUUCUAGUGCUGCACUUUUAUCAAAAAUAAGUGAAUAUGCUGGCUCUCCCAUUACUCUUAAUAAUUUGUGGGGAUUUAUUGAAACGAGAACACACGGAUUGAGGUCCCCCGAUUGGGUACUUCAAAUAUUACCUAAAGCGUUGGAAGUAGAUAUGCGCCUCACAGAUUUACAAAUUGGAUUAAGUAUUUAA
Messenger RNA from Meloidogyne enterolobii, 765 nucleotides. Lineage: Eukaryota; Metazoa; Nematoda; Chromadorea; Rhabditida; Meloidogynidae. The record is from the annotation of a GenBank genome assembly.